AUGGACCGGAGGCUCUUGUCCCGAACCGGGUCAGACAUGGAGAUGGGUAUUUGGACGCCGGAACGGCCGGCUCUCUUCGCGGGCCAGUGGUCAGUCCGGGAGGGAGAAGUGAAGAGCGAUUGGAGGGAGGGAAUGCAGUGGAAACAGGGGUACUCGAUGAGGAAAAUUGAAGCCGCCACGAAUUGGUUCGCCGAUGAGAAUAUGAUCGGCAGUGGAGACCACGGGAUCGUCUAUCGCGGCGUCAUGUUUGAUGGAAGCAGGGUUGCAGUGAAGAAAUUGUUAUGCGGAAGUGGCAAUGGUGAGGAAUUCCUAGCACAAGUGGAAGCAGUUGGAGGAGCGAGACACAGGAAUCUGGUCAACUUGCUUGGAUGCUGCGUCGAUGGAGCUAGCAGGAUCCUUGUGUACGAGUACGUGGACAAGGGAAAUCUUUAUGAUUGGCUGCACGGCCCCUUCUUAUUUCACCGAUGUCCUCAUCAAACAUGGCACGUUUUUAUCUGCUGCAGCUUGGCAUAUCUCCACGAGGAUAUUGAACCCAUCAUGAUUCAUGGACGUGUAAAAUCUAGCAAUGUUCUGCUUGAUCACCAGUGGAAUCCCAAGGUAUCUGACCUCGGCGUUGCCCAGGUUUUAGGCUCAGAGUGGACUCAAGUUAAAACUUCAUCCUUUGGAAUGUUCGGUUACACAGCGCCGGAGUACGCACACACCGGCAAACUUGAUGAGAAAACCGAUGUUUAUAGCUUCGGCGUAAGCUUGUUAGACUGGUUGAAAUCUAUGGUCUCAAGGCAACACUUGGACUGCGUUCUAGAUCCUAGGGUGCCGGAUCCGCCCUCAAUGAAGGAACUAAAAAGAGCGGUUUUGAUCGCGCUGAGAUGCGUGGAUCCGGACACUGAGAACAGGCCUAGGAUGGGAGAAGUGAUCCAGAUGUUCGAGCCUCGUGACCUGCUGCUCAGCGGUGUAAGAAGAAACUGCUUUUUCAGACUGACUAACAUCAAUUUCUGUGCCAAACUGGGGGAGAAGGAUGUGGCACGAGUUGAUAGAGAGGAGACGGCAGAUAUUAAGGCUGUAUUAUUUAUUUGCAAAUAG
Messenger RNA from Thlaspi arvense, 1080 nucleotides. The record is from the annotation of a GenBank genome assembly. NCBI's taxonomy places the organism in Eukaryota, Viridiplantae, Streptophyta, Magnoliopsida, Brassicales, Brassicaceae.